UUUUAGAUCCAAGAAUAGGACAUAAAUCGAAAGAGUGCAGUCCUCAAACGCAGUGCAGCGUGCAGUGGGGAGCGUUCCGAAUCCGAUUUCAGUUACGAGACGAGUGUGUGUCCCAAACCUACAGUCGGCACCAUGAGCGUGUUGGCGUAUCCACGUACAAACGAUGAGGAGAUUUUUCGUCACUGCACAAAGGAUUGUGGCGUCGUGACGGCCACCGAGGACUUCCAGUAUUUCGCAUUGCGCUGUAUCUUCUGCAGCGAAAAGUUCCUCUACUUUGAUUCAUUCAUUAGCCACAUGCAAACGGUGCAUCUGGGCACCGAGGGGCACGUUCCCCCAUCCAGCCUCGCCCUCAGCUUUGGCGAGCCCAUGUCCCUGUCGAUGGACGAGGAUGCCCUGCACGAGGGAAUCCAUCAUAGAAAUGGGCACCACUUUGACGAGAUCGAAGACUUGACCGAUGCGGACACCGCUCUGCUCGAGCCACAAAUGGUCAUCAAACAGGAGCUACCCGAACCGCCAUGUAGCGACGACGACGACGACGACGACGCGGAUCCCGACCACGAUGAGGAUGUGCUCCGUUUGCCGGCAGACGAAGACGAUUCUGAGGCCAUUGACGACGAAGAGGCCAUCCUACCCGAAAGCGAUGUGCCCGCAAUUAUUCCAAGACCGCGCCCCCGUAUGAAGGUGACCAAGCCGCGUGUGGAUGUCAAAAACGAACCCAUCACCGCCGACGGUGAUUCGUCGAUGGAUGAUUAUGCCGACCAUGAUCGGAGCUACAUGGGGGACAAUGAGAAUGACAAUUCGGGCGAAUAUUUGGACUACAGCGGCGGCAGCAGCAGCUUCAAUACAGCGGCCAAUCACAUCUUCCCCGGCAACGAAUCAACCGAUUUUCUCAGCUAUGACGAGAUGGUCGAGGAGUCCCUCUUGGGGAGGGACCGUGAGCUUACGAUGCACAUCAAGGAUCGCAAGAUGAUCCAAUUCCUCAUACAAUCAUAUCAGCGCAAUCCGUUCCUGUGGGACCACAGCGAUGCCCAGUUCCGGGAUCGUGUAAAGCGUGCCCGCUUCCUCGAUUGGAUUGUCCUGGAGUUUCAGAGCCGCUUCAACAUCUCUCUGGCCAAGGAUGCCAUCACCAGGAAGUGGGACAAUCUGCGCACCGUUUACAAGCGCGAAUGCAAUCGGAUGGCCCUCGAGAAGACGAACAUCAGUACGCUGUGGUACUUUAAGGAGCUGCAUUUCCUCAACGAGGUCUACAGCUACAAUUCCAAAAUGUCCGAUGCUGUCGUCAAGGAAACCUCAUACCGGCGCCGAUUCUCAGCCAUUUGGAACGACACAUCGACAGCAAAGUUGCUGAGCAUGGUGAAGCGAUAUCAGUGCUUCUAUAACCGCUUUGAUCCGGACUACCGCAGCAAGGAGCGUCGAGGCGAGGGCCUGCACCAGAUGGCCAUGGAGCUGCAGCAGCUGAUUGAUGUGUCCACCAUCCAGAUCUCGAAGCGCAUCUCGCAGCUCCGCUUUGACUAUUCCAAGCAGAAGCUGGAGCGCCUUAAUUGCGAUCGUGCGGGGCGCAAGUUCAUACCGAAUUACAUCUACUACGAUCAAAUGAACUUCAUGGACGACGACAUACCGCCGUUCAAGUGCCAGCAUUGUGCAGAGAUUGUGCAGACGCUGCGCGAACUCGACCUGCACAUGCUCACCCACCAGCCGAGCCUCGGCGGCGGCUACUAUUGCAAUGUGUGUAACAUUCAGUUUAACAGCGCUGAGGAGUUCGAUAGCCACAAGCAGCUGCAUCUGGGCGCCGGCACCGAGGGCAAAUUCAACUGCGAACUAUGCACGGCCAGCUUCCGGGAGAAGUCCAACUACGAUGAGCAUUUGCGGCGCCACAACGAGGAGCUGUUCCUGCCAACGCUGGCGCUCAAUCUCAAUCACAGCAUACUGGAGUCCUCGGGCCCCGCCGAUUCUGGUUCUGGUUCGGGUUCUGGUUCGGGCGAUGCUCAUAAGCGCCGCCGCCGCCGAAGCGGUGUCCAAUCGUCUGACGAAAAUGCCGAUGAGCAGGACGAUCAGCAGGACGGACCAGCAGACGGAGAGCUGAAGCCUUUUGGGUGCGGUGUGUGCCAACGGAGCUUCGCGACGCCCGGCCACCUGAAUGCCCACCGCAUUGUGCAUCAGGAUGAGCGUGAGCGCUCCUACAAGUGCGACUAUCCGCAGUGCAACAAGUCAUUUAUGGCCCGCAACAGCCUGUUCGAGCAUCUGAAGUUGCACUACAGCAACGAGGAGUUCAAGUGCGACAUCUGCGGCAAGACCUUCAAGUCCACAAAGAAUCUGCAGAAUCACAAACAGAUCCACGACAAGGUCAAGCGUUAUGUCUGCCAGAUAUGCGGCUCUGCAUUCGCCCAGGCCGCCGGCCUCUAUCUCCACAAGCGACGACACAAUCGGCCCAAUGGCGCUGUUGGUGCUGUUGGCCGAUCGGGUCGUAGCAGCCUGUGAGAGGGACGAGAGCGGGAUCGUGAUCGGGAUCGGGA
Messenger RNA from Drosophila persimilis, 2513 nucleotides. RefSeq lists its product as uncharacterized. Lineage: Eukaryota; Metazoa; Arthropoda; Insecta; Diptera; Drosophilidae. Gene Ontology annotation, biological process: regulation of transcription by RNA polymerase II. Gene Ontology annotation, molecular function: RNA polymerase II transcription regulatory region sequence-specific DNA binding; DNA-binding transcription factor activity, RNA polymerase II-specific. Bases 133 to 2478 code for a protein of 781 amino acids. The transcript has 3 exons. The record is from RefSeq and is a predicted model, not a curated record. Gene Ontology annotation, cellular component: nucleus.